GUGAAGAAGGCUACAGACCUCAGUUUGGGAGCCCGAGAGCCAGAAAUCGUCUCGAAUAGGCCUACUUAUCAGAUAUUACUGUAAGGCUCAUAAUCUCUCCACAGAGAGGAUCACCAUCUUCACAUGGUGUUUAAAUCUAGCUGUCAAUCAAGUUUGAUAGCGCAACAGUGGGCGUGACCAUUUGUAGACUGUCAAGUUUAGGAUGAACUCACGGUGUCUUCAGCAAGAUUGACGAACUUGCGUCACAAGGUGGUACGUGCAGUUUUCAUCCAGUUUAUAACAGAGCCGUCCCUCUCAAUAUCUCUUAAUAAUGAUUGUUUUGUGGCAGUAUCACUUAAUGAUGUGCUGAAUUUGAACUUUGUAGUUUGUCGGUCUAUCCCAUUUUAUGCGCAGACCCUUGGAGAGUUGGAGCACGCUACCAUUAUUUACCGUGCAUUUCUGUAGACAUCACGCAGCCACACUUAGACAAACCAGGCGUGGAAACAGCCCAGCUCUUUCAGACUUAUGAAGCAGGAAUCCAUCUCAAUGGCGAGCUCAAGAAAAACAUAUCCACAAGAAAUGUUGUUUAUGGUCGUGGGCCAAGAUGGUGUUGGAAAAUCUGCAAUAGUGGUGAGGUAUCUAACACACAGAUUCAUCGGCGAUUAUGACCCCCAGCUUGAGUCUGUUUACAGCCAUAUGACGAAGAUAGAUGACCAGUCGAUACUCUUGAAACUCUGGGACACGGCAGGUGAUAACGACAGUGAAGACAACGAAAGACAAGAACAGAUACGGAAGUGCGAUGGGUUUAUCUUCGUGUUUUCUCUAACCGAUCGGGACAGCUUCGUUUGCAUGAAAGAAUUAAGGGACAGAAUCCUUCGGAUCAGGCAACCAAAUGAGAAAAUUGCACAUUCAAUUGUUAUUGGCAACAAAUCAGAUUUGUCCCAUUUUCGAAAUGUAGACUCAUCAGAGGGUGCUCUUUUUGCUAAAGAGCUAGGCGGACAAUAUUAUGAACUUUCUGCAAGCGACGGCUAUUUGAAUAUCGUCGAUGCAUUCCAGGACCUGUAUAGGGAAAUCUUUCGGUCAGAAAAACGCGCCAAAGUAAAGAAAAUUACAGCUAGGCUGCAAUUGAGACAGACGCUGAGAAACUUUACCGAUAGGCAUAUACGAGCAAGGACAUACACACUAUAAUUCCAAGGUAUAUUAUAGUUUCAUUGAAACAUUAACGCAGCUGUCUUUAAAAAGACAUGGCAGUAGUUAUUAUGUGAGACAGGUGCAAUCAUUAUCGUCCGCAGAAUUUACACCUUGAUUGGUUUGUAUAUUUUGGUGUGAAACACACCAAGUAAAUGAUGACCAACGAAAGUCCGAAGACUUACUUUCAGUGGGGACUUCCCGGUGGCAAAUUCUGCAGUACACUUGGAGACAAUCCCUUGAUCUUUGCCGAAGAGUACAACGUUUUAAAGUGUACACGGCAACAAUGAACGCUGAACCAACGGCUUAAACCUCUCUUCCGAAAGACGGUGUGUUUUCUGUGAAAAUCAAGGCCUAUUCCUCUAAUGCUCAACCGAAAAGAACAGAAAUGAAAAAUCCACAGACAUCUGAUGAGAAUGUGUCUCCUAAUAAAGCGUAGCUACUAUAGCUAAUUGACAAAAAGCAUGUGUACUUUCAAAUACAGUAGGCCUUUAAACAUUUAAUCAUGCUAUUAAUAACAACACUAAAUAAGAACUAAUUUUUUACGAUGUACCGUAAUCCAAGGAAAUCUUGUCUGUUGGCCUUGAGAAAUAGCAGUUGCCAUGGCAUUCAGCUACAGCUGUUACCAUAAUGCAGAGUGUCAGUUACUGUAUAUGGUUUUAUGUUUUGCUAUAGCAAUUUCAGUUAAUUAUUAUAACAACCGAUUUUCAUGAGAAUUAGAACGCACGUGGCCCUGCUUUAUAGCGAAUACGAAGUUUGUGUACUUGUCAGUCGUCUGAGACUGACCACAUGGUUUGUCCUUAGCAAGGCAUUUCUGCGUUGUUUCUACCAAUGUUGCUGGUAAGCGUUGCAGAACGACUGGCAGUGGAGUGGGGACGAUGGAAGGGCUGGCUCUUUCCGGUUUUCUCGCACUAUGUUCUAAUACAGGUCUGUUAAAAACUAAAAAGAAAACGUAUACUGCGUUUUUGCGCUAUGAACUUUCUUCAACAUAAAAUAAAAUUACAUCUAUUUUCAUUGUACAGUAGUAAUUUUUAUUUGUACUAACGAAGUUCUCCUUUCAACUUGUGUUUUCAUAUUACGUGUUCAAUUAUAUUAUUGUUUCCAAAAUAUGUACAGCGUUGUAAAAUUCGUCCUAUUUUUUCAAUAAAAUUUUCAAUAUCGUAUUUUUGCAUACCGGUAUUGUAUUUAUAACCUAUUCUCUAACAUGCUGUUGAAACAUGGAAACGCGCCGUAUUCAUUCAAGUUGGUGCUAAAAAUAGCAUUAUUAAAACUAGCAAUUCUCAAAACAACUACUGGUAAUUGUGAUAAAAGAACAUAAAAAAAUCACAUAUACGAACAAACAAUUUAAAUUGUUUUCCUUUAGGCAAAUACAACUAUUUCCUCGAUACAAUUUGCAUCAAUAAUACGUGUGCAGACGUCUAGGACUUUUUGUUAUUCCAAAGCAUCUUACAAUGACAAGUUGUACAUUAAUUUUAACGUGUCUCUCUCGAAUUAAUUAUUGUCAAACCCGUUUCUAUCCUGUCCAACUUUUGAAAUUAAAGAGUUAUCCAUUAUGGUAGUAAAUUCACUAGGUACAUGCAGCGUGUAGAAAAUUUGCAUAGACGCGCGAAUCCGUCCUCGUAUUCGGUAAAUUGUUUUAUUGCGUUUAAUUUACCUCAUGAUUUGUAGACUCGCAAAAGACCGUUUGGACUAUAAACCAAGCAUGAAAUUAAAAAACAAACCCCCAGUAGGUCAAUUGAAAUAGCUUAAACACAAAAAUAUGACGUGUUACUGUAAAAAUAAAUACAACCGGGUAUCGGCAUAACGUGAACGAGGAAAUGCAUUUAGGCCGUCGUGGACACUAUUGAUGAUAAAUAUACACACUUAGGAACGUUAAAAUGCAAUACCUGUACUUCAUAAAUCCUAUUAAAAUUAAUUGUAGUUUCGCCCCCGCUUUUUCUUUUGGAGGCCGGGUGGCAAUGUUUUAACAGCACUGUUCAUGUUCAUGUUAUGACAGAUAAGAUAUUUGUGACCGACUUUACUGUCCGCAACAUGGACGAACUUCGAGAUUAUGAACCAAGCAUAACGGCAUAUUUAUUAAUAACAUGGCCUAGAACUGCAAAUAGUAAUAUAUAUAUAUUUUGUCGAAUCUUUUCAUGAUGUUGAAUUGAUGUCCCGUAAAAUGAAUAAUUCGGAAUUACUGUAUCUGCUUCAGCGUAUCUUCAUUUUUUAAACUAUGCAUAUUAAAAAAGGAAAUCAGAAUACGACAUAACGGAAAUAUAUCGCGCUUAAAAAAACUUAAAACUAAAAACAGGACAAUUUCUCAUUAAAAUGAGAGCACAUUCAUUCUCUUGUCGAACUUGCAUUUUUAUUGGCUUUGAUGAAGGAUUAGGCAAUUUAGAUGUGUAUACGUUAGCAAACUAGUGACUACGUUGUUACCGCGUGAGAGAGUACAGCACUUUUAAUUAUAAGUCAGUGGUAUUUUUACACAUUUACAAACACGAUCAUUUAUACCUGGAAGAUGAGUACUAAUUGUAGGGCUACAUUUUAAAGGAUGACGCGAUACGCAUAAUUUUAGUUAUUUUAUGUGUCAUCUUAUAGCUUCACUUAUGCAUGUGUAUGUCAAAAGUCGAGGUAAUAAUCUGUCUCAACACCAACAGAACGUUAACAGAAUAUAUACAGUAUUAAAAAUUCCAUUCAUGCUUUUUGAUAGACUACAUGUGCACUCUGUACCGUAGUUCGACAUAGGCUUACACACACAUCAUGCGCGAGUGAACCUACGGAAUUACGGCUACUUUCGGAGACAGUAAUGAAUCCGAUCGGAAUAAUGUAUUAUAAUGAAUUAUAGUUAUGUGCCAUCUUAUAGCUUCACCUAUGCAUGUGUAUGUCAAAAGUCGAGGUAAUAAUCUGUCUCAACACCAACAGAACGUUAACAGAAUAUAUACAGUAUUAAAAAUUCCAUUCAUGCUUUUUGAUAGAUUACAUGUGCACUCUGUACCGUAGUUCGACAAAGGCUUAUACACACAUCAUGCGCGAGUGAACCUACGGAAUUACGGCUACUUUCGGAGACAGUAAUGAAUCGGAAAUGUGUUUAAACACUCCAGUGGACUUGAUUUUAAUCUGUCUGGCGGCGCUGUUUAUAUGUUUCUCGGAAUUUAUGGUUACGUCAGCAUCGUAAA
This is a messenger RNA of Anneissia japonica, 4325 nucleotides long. Its product is annotated as ras-related and estrogen-regulated growth inhibitor-like. Gene Ontology annotation, molecular function: GTP binding; GTPase activity. Bases 505 to 1167 code for a protein of 220 amino acids. The transcript has 5 exons. The record is from RefSeq and is a predicted model, not a curated record. Lineage: Eukaryota; Metazoa; Echinodermata; Crinoidea; Comatulida; Comatulidae.